AUAUCGGUAUUGCGAUAUUUUUUUUGAUUUUUUUUUAUAUUUUUCCUUUGGUCACUCUGAUCACGACGCUUUUACCGAGUACACGUGCACGUGACAAAAUAAAUAUAAAAUCAAAUUACACUGAAAUAAAAAACGGGACUGCAAAAUGCAAACUGUGCGAAAUGAUAAUAAAAACCAGUGUCCUCGCACCUUAAAAAUAAACAUUACGAUGUUUUCGUAAAAUGUGCGAAAAAGAAGGUAUGUACAUAUGGCAUAUGUAUGUAUGUGUGUGUAUGUUCAGAUUUUAGAAAGUUCAAAAUUCCACUGAAAAUCGACGAUUGUACUGAAAAUCGAAGAACAAACGCGUACAUACACGUUGCUCACAACAUAGAUUAAUUUAUUUUUAUUCUUAGCUGUCAACAAACUUCGAAAAUGUCCUCACGAUAACCGAGUCGUUUAAGACUGCUGAGGCGUUUAAAGGUAAGUGUGUUUUAAACCUGUUUAUAAUUUAAAAAUAAAAACGUAUCUUCACUUUUAUUAUAGAUGAUGGUUUCAAAACCAAAGAAAUCACAGACGCAAUCGUUUUUAUGAUUUGUAAAGACAACAUGCCAGUGCGGUGUGUAGAGAAGGAAGGAUUACAAGGGCUCCUGAAAAAAUGUGUGCCGCAUUAUAAAAUGCCAUGCAGAUCUAAGGCAAGUAUUAAAGAAAUUUUAUGUGUUAUGAUAGAUCAUCAUAAAUUUAAAUCCAUUUUCAGAUCACAACAAUGAUUGAGGAUAAAUACACUGUAUGUGUAGGAGCACUAACAGAGAUUUUGAGUUCUGUGGAGGACGUAGCGUUCACCUGCGACGCUGUAACGAUCCCAAACUCGAGUCGCUCGUUUCUCACAAUUACAGCUCAUUUUCUACAUGAAGAGUCGCUGAAUUCCAUAUGCCUUAAAGCUUCCAGAAUGGAUCAGUCGCAUACCAGUGAUUAUAUAACCACUUUAUUGGAAGAGGCCUGCGCAGAGUUCGGUAUUAACAGUUUUAAGUGUACCACUCUGACUACUGACAGCGCCAAUAAUAUGAAGUGCGCUGCCAAACUUUUCUUGGGGAAUGGAAGGCAUGUGCCGUGCUUCGCGCAUACAAUUAACUUAGUUGUGGAUGAUUCCAUUAAGGAAAUUCAGUCUUUUUCCAAUAUUUUGGAUAAAAUUAACCGAAUCGUAAUGCACUUUAAACAUAGCACGGCCAUGAUGGACCUACUAAGAAAGGCGCAAGCGGAUGAGGGCACUCCGGAAGGGAAAAUAAAAACCCUAGUCCAAAACAUUGACACCCGGUGGAACUCGUGUCUGGAUAUGAUGCAAGCGUUCCUCAACCUAGCGAACAAAGUCGCAGUAAUUUUAAUUAAUAAAUCUGAACACGCUAAGGGACUUCCCGAAUUGUUGAAUUCAUCUAGAUCCUAGAUUUAAGAAAAUGUACCUAGCACCAAUGAUGGUAAAGGAGGCGGUGUUUGAAAUCAAUAAUGAGAACACAAUGUCUGCCCAAGAAAGACGGGUAUGUCAUCAAGCUAAAAUUUUGCUUAGUAAUAAUAAUAAUAAGUAAUACUAAUAAGAAAUAACUAAUUAACUUGUAAAUGUAAUCAGUUUAACAUAAUAUAUAUUUAUAUAU
This is a messenger RNA of Drosophila yakuba, 1622 nucleotides long. Its product is annotated as zinc finger BED domain-containing protein 6-like. NCBI's taxonomy places the organism in Eukaryota, Metazoa, Arthropoda, Insecta, Diptera, Drosophilidae. The transcript is spliced from 2 exons. The record is from RefSeq and is a predicted model, not a curated record. The coding region runs from base 743 to 1417 and encodes 224 amino acids.